Aspergillus affinis is the source of this 1110-nucleotide messenger RNA. RefSeq lists its product as uncharacterized. Bases 1 to 1110 code for a protein of 369 amino acids. The transcript has a single exon. NCBI's taxonomy places the organism in Eukaryota, Fungi, Ascomycota, Eurotiomycetes, Eurotiales, Aspergillaceae. The record is from RefSeq and is a predicted model, not a curated record.
AUGGCCGGCCAUCAACCCAGCAGGCUGGGCGCCUUCGCUCGCCGUCUCCUUUUCUCUGCCUUUGAUCGAGAGGAGCAAGGCUUUCCUCCGAUGAGCGGGCAGGCUAUUCCACCCCACCCCAUGAUGGCAGACGGUCAGCAACAACACCCAGGUCCCAUGGGCCCUGGCGGUCCAGGACAGGGCGACUUCCCACCGAAACGCCUCACGCUCUCAACCACCGAAGCCGGCUCUCUCAUCCCUUCCCAUGACAAACUCCUCAUCUUCCGCGCCCUCACCGGCAUCGACAGCGUCCCCGCCCUCGAAGCGCUGAACCAAUUCGCCCGCUCCGCCCCCAACGUCGGCAUCUACACGCGAGUCGUCCAAGCCGAACAAGCCUCCGCGCAACGCUACCGCUUCUUCAGCAUUCUCAUCAACACCUGCCUGGGCAUCCAAAUCGUCGUCGCUGCUGCAUUGACCGCCAUCGGCGCCGCCUCGGGCCCCCACUCCGCUGUCACGGCCUUCGGCGCAAUCAACACCAUCAUGGCCGGCGUUCUCACCUACCUCAAGGGCUCCGGCCUCCCGGACCGUCUAAAACACUACCAGAACGAGUGGCGCAAUAUCCGCGAAUAUAUUGAGCAGCGCGAGCGCGAGCUAUGUCUGGAUGGUUGCAUGCUCGAUAUCCAGGAGGAGAUCCAGAUCAUCGAGCAUAUGUAUGAAGGCGUGAAGCGGGAGCUGGAGGCUACGAAAAGUGGCGGUGAAAAUCGUGCAGCACAGCAGCCGGGUCAUCGGAGAUCGUUCCUGCCUGGUCGUCCGUUCCCACCGCCGCAGUCGUCUUCGUCGCUGUAUCCUAUGCAGUCGCAUUCACAGCUGCAAAUGCAACCGCCGAUGCAACCGCCGAUGAUGCAGACAGAAGGGCAGGGACAUGGACAGACACGGCCACCAAUGUCACCUUAUCCUAUGCAUCCGCAUCCGCAAUCACAACCGCAAAUGCCGAUGCAGAUGCAGAUGCAUACGCAGAUGCAAGGGCAUGAGCAGACUAGGCCGCCGAUGUCGAUGCCACCGAUGCGGGAACCGUCGGGGGCGAGCUCGGUGACCAUGCCGGAGCCGACUUUCUCGAUGGAGAAACACUGA